AACCCCCAGUCGCGUUAUCUUUAAAUCUGGUCAGGUUAUAAAAGAUUGCUAACCCUUAGCAAAAAUCACCAUUUGACUUUCGAUUCUAAAAGAAAUGUCUCGUUUUGUCUUUGUGCUAUUCUGCCUAGCGGUAGGCGUCGUCACCGCAGUGCCAACGCCCGAUAAGCGUAUCGUAGGCGGAAUACCAGCCGAAGCUGGUGAAGCGCCAUGGAUGGUGUCCAUGCGAAACUCGUUCAACAUUCACUUCUGCGGAGGAACUCUGCUAAACAGCCGAUUCGUGCUCACAGCAGCCACUUGCAUGCAAGGACGCCUGUCUAGCACAACCAUGGCUGUCGUUGGAUCAAGAUUCUUGAACACGGUUGCAGCUCCCUACUACGGCAUGCAGACGAUUAACCACCCGCAGUUCAACCAGAACAGUUUGGAAUUCAACGUAGCGCUGUUCCAGACGAUUCAGAAUGUUGUAUUCACUAGCAUUGUUCAACCGAUUCAGCUGAAUCCGGACUUCAUCAUGGCUGGAUCGCGCGGUCGGAUGUUCGGCUGGGGUUCCACCGAAGAUGGAAGUGGUAACUCGAAUGCUCUGAACUUUGUCAACCUGAACGUAAUCGAUAACGACAACUGCCGCGGGUUCUUGGGUGCUGAUGGAUCACGUGUAGCUACAUCUUCUAUGUGUACGUUAAACCGCGAAGGACAAGGAUUAUGCACCAAUGACGCCGGAGGUGCCCUGACUUUGGACAACCAGGCCAUCGGUGUCGCAUCGUGGAAGAUACCGUGCGCAACUGGCCGCCCAGAUGUUUUUGUUCGCAUUUCAGCGAUCCGCGAUUGGAUUGUAAGCAUUAUCUAGGCAACAGUUGAUGGACGAUAGCAUAGGUCAGUGAUAUGAACGAUUUACUGAUAACGAAAUAUUUUGAUCCGAAACCAAUUGGAAACGAAAGUUGUAUUUUGAAUUAAGCUAUAGUCAAACCUGCACAUAAACUUUUGUUAAAUAUAUUUGUUGAAACUGCUGUCCUUACAAA
Messenger RNA from Aedes aegypti (yellow fever mosquito), 1013 nucleotides. Its product is annotated as chymotrypsin-2. The coding region runs from base 95 to 841 and encodes 248 amino acids. The record is from RefSeq and is a predicted model, not a curated record. Gene Ontology annotation, molecular function: serine-type endopeptidase activity. Lineage: Eukaryota; Metazoa; Arthropoda; Insecta; Diptera; Culicidae. The transcript is spliced from 3 exons. Gene Ontology annotation, biological process: proteolysis.